Molecule: messenger RNA, 907 nt
Organism: Stegodyphus dumicola
Lineage: Eukaryota; Metazoa; Arthropoda; Arachnida; Araneae; Eresidae
Biological process (GO): regulation of transcription by RNA polymerase II
Molecular function (GO): RNA polymerase II cis-regulatory region sequence-specific DNA binding; DNA-binding transcription factor activity, RNA polymerase II-specific
Source: RefSeq, a predicted model, not a curated record
AUGGCUUUCAAGCAGGUCCGAAACAGAGCAUCGCUUUUCCGUCCUUGGGCUUUUGGGGAUCCUCAUCCUCUUACACCACAUAAAGAAGAAAACAGAACAGAACAACCUACUUUAGAAACCGAUUUAGAUAUCAAUAAAUUAUUACAGAAAAGUUAUAAACACGAUAAUGAAUUAUAUCCAAAUAUUUCAGCAGAGCUAAAAAAUUAUCCAACUAAUGAAGAUAAAAGACUUUUUACUCCAUCAGCUUUCAAGGCUGCAUACGUACCACGUCCUUCCAUAUCAUUACCAGAAGAACCGAAUCUAUUUGAGACCGUUCCAAUGACUGGAUCUACUCAAGUGAUGAACAUUUUGACAGACUUACCUCUUUUACCUCAGAUGUCAAUAAACGAUAUUCCUCAUGGAGAUAAUACAAAAGUUAAAACUCAGAUUUCUUGUCCAUUUGACCUCGGUUCCGAAAUUUCCUUCCCGGUGGCACCAGGUAUUAGUCAACUUUUAGAACAGCCAAAUGUUUCUAAGUGGAGAUCGAAAAAGCAAAGACCAAAAAGAUUUCAGUGUCCUCACUGUCAGGUUUCAUUCAGCAAUAAUGGGCAAUUAAAGGGACAUAUUAGGAUCCACACAGGUGAACGACCAUUUGCAUGUGAUCAUCCUAGCUGUGGCAAAACUUUUACUCGAAAUGAAGAGCUGACUCGUCAUAAGCGUAUACAUACAGGUGUGAGGCCCCAUUCUUGCCUAUUGUGUGGAAAGCGAUUUGGAAGAAAAGAUCAUCUGAAGAAGCACGUGAAAACACAUCAGAGGACAAAUGUCGUGAGAAUGCCUGCUUUUCCAGGACUCCCUUAUUUCAUAAGUGAUUGCAUUCCAUGGUUUUAAUGCAGAGAAACCUACUACUUCGUGAUAGAUUAAAUAAAGA